Elephantulus edwardii (Cape elephant shrew) is the source of this 1786-nucleotide messenger RNA. It is a transcript of the gene PTGIR, whose product is annotated as prostaglandin I2 (prostacyclin) receptor (IP). The transcript is spliced from 5 exons. The record is from RefSeq and is a predicted model, not a curated record. The coding region runs from base 8 to 1786 and encodes 592 amino acids. Gene Ontology annotation, biological process: adenylate cyclase-activating G protein-coupled receptor signaling pathway; negative regulation of smooth muscle cell proliferation; positive regulation of cytosolic calcium ion concentration. Lineage: Eukaryota; Metazoa; Chordata; Mammalia; Macroscelidea; Macroscelididae. Gene Ontology annotation, cellular component: plasma membrane. Gene Ontology annotation, molecular function: prostacyclin receptor activity.
CCCCGGGAUGGCGGACUCCUGCCAGAACCUCACCUACGUGCGGGGCUCCGUGGGCCCGGCCACGAGCACCCUGAUGUUCCUGGCGGGCGUGGUGGGCAACGGACUGGCCCUGUGCAUCCUGGGGGCGCGGCGGCGGGCCCGGCCGUCGGCCUUUGCGGUGCUGGUCACCGGGCUGGCGGGCACCGACCUCCUGGGCACGUGCUUCCUGAGCCCCGCGGUGUUCGUGGCCUACGGGCGCAACAGCUCGCUGCUGGGCCUGGCCCGGGGCGGCCCCGCACUCUGCAACGCCUUCGCCUUCGCCAUGACUUUCUUCGGCCUGGCUUCCACGCUCAUCCUGUGCGCCAUGGCCGUGGAGCGCUGCCUGGCGCUCAGCCACCCCUACCUCUACGCGCAGCUGGACGGGCCGCGCUGCGCCCGCCUGGCGCUGCCCACCAUCUACGCCUUCUGCGCGCUCUUUUGCGCGCUGCCCCUGCUGGGCCUGGGCCGCCACCAGCAGUAUUGCCCAGGCAGCUGGUGCUUCAUCCGCAUGCGCUCCACCGAGCCCGGAGGCUGCGCCUUUUCCCUGGCCUACGCCAGCCUCAUGGCCUUGCUGGUGGCUGCCAUCUUCAUCUGCAACGGCUCCGUUACCCUCAGUCUCUGCCGCAUGCACCGCCAGCAGAGGCGACACCUGGGCUCCCUGGUGCCCGGGCCCCGCAAGAGCGAGGACGAGGUGGACUACCUGAUCCUGCUGGCCCUUAUCACGGGCGUCAUGGCCGUGUGCUCCCUGCCACUCACGGUUCGCGGCUUCACCCAGGCCAUCGCCCCGGACAGCAGCGAGAUGGGGGACCUGCUCGCCUUCCGCUUCACAGCCUUCAACCCCAUCCUGGACCCCUGGGUCUUCAUCCUCUUCCGCAAGGCCGUUUUCCAGCGCCUCCGGCUCUGGCUGUGCUGCCUGGCUCCCCCAGAUCCCCGCAGAAACUUGCAGACACCCCUUGCCCCACUGAACUCGCAGAAGAAGGACUCAAGGUGCCUCCCUUCUCUGGGGGGCAAGGAGGGGAGCUGGACCACACCAGCAGCCUGGAGUGGCGCAGCCCAGCAGGCACUGCUGUUCUCAGCCAAGUUCAGAGAGGGCAGCCACCUGGCCCUGGUCCCACACAGCGAGGAGCUGCAGCAGGCUUAUCUGCCCAUCGGCCUAGGCUCGCCUUCUCUGCAGCUCGUGUGGACGAAGCCGAGCGUGGAAGCCAGGUCCUGUCCCUGUCCCCGGUGGGUGGGUCCCAGCCGCAGGGAGCUGGCUCCAGCAGGACACAACGGGGACGAAGCCAAGUCAGAAGAGCUGGAGGAGGCCACGGCCGCCGAACGGCCACAGGGCAGUACCCCCAGCACCUCAUGGCAGAGAGCCAAUCGCAGGUGCUUCCAGAGGGGGUUGGCCAAGGGUCUGGGCGCCGCCCACGCCAUCAGCCCUGUUGAGGCAGCCCCUCAACCGCUGAGACCCCUGGCCUUGAGCCCGUCCUGGAUCACAUCCACCCUGCUUCCUCGGUCCCCCCUUCUCUGUGCUCCCGGAGGGCCUCGUCUGGCACCCCCGGGCUGGCAGGGGCUGGUAGGCUUUGCACAUGACACGCAGGGCGGGGCCAUGCGACAGCGCAGGGCAUGCUCUUCUGCCUGGGCAAGGGCCACGCUGUCCCUGAGGUCCUGGGACAGGGCCGGCAGCCACCCCAGCACCCAAAAGAUGACGCACGAAAGGGAACAAACCAAAACGGAGGAGAGCCCCCCACCCCGGGCUGCAGGAGGAGGGCGGAAGCUCCCUUAA